AAUAUUAAUAAAUAUUUUCCAUGAACCAAUUAAACAUGAAAAAACAAGUAAGAGGUUUUACAGGAAAAUAUUUUCCAUGUACCAAACACACCCAUAAUGUAUAAUACAUGUUGAAUUUGUUAAUCCCCAGGGAAAACAAAGGCGAAGAUGAACAUGACCAGCCAGCAACCAUACCACCAGCCGGCUACUCUUGAAGAAGUUCGUACACUUUGGAUUGGGGAUUUACCAUACUGGGCUGACGAGUCCUAUCUCCAUACCUGGUUUGCUCACACUGCCGAGGUGCUCUCAAUAAAAGUUAUCCGCAACAAAAUCACUGGCCAACCUGAGGGCUAUGGGUUUGUGGAGUUUGGUUCACACGCAGUUGCUGAGCGAAUUUUGCAGUCGUAUAAUGGAACUCAAAUACCGGGGACAGAGCUAACUUUUAGGUUAAAUUGGGCAUCAUUUGGGAUUGGAGAGCGUCGUGAUGCUGGUCCAGAGCAUUCUAUAUUUGUUGGGGAUCUAGCACCUGAUGUGACAGAUUAUCUGUUGCAAGAGACUUUUCGUACUCACUACCCGUCGGUUAGAGGAGCGAAGGUUGUUACUGAUCCGAAUACUGGCCGCUCAAAGGGAUAUGGUUUUGUUAAAUUUGCCGAUGAGACAGAAAGAAACCGUGCAAUGACUGAAAUGAAUGGGAUGUAUUGCUCAACUAGGCCGAUGCGCAUCAGUGCAGCAACACCAAAAAAGUCUAAUACUGUCCAACCACAAUAUGCAGUAGCAAAAGCAGUAUACCCUCCUGCCAUUUAUCCUCAGACAAUGCAGACUAUUCCUGUAGAUAAUGACUUGACUAAUACAACAGUUUAUGUUGGUAAUCUGGACCAUAACUUAACUGAAGAGGAGCUGAGACAAGUAUUUUUGCAAUUUGGGGAAAUUGUUUAUGUUAAGAUCCCUGCUUCCAAGGGCUGCGGUUUUGUGCAGUUUGCUGCGAGGUCUUCUGCUGAAGAAGCUAUCCAGCGGAUGCAGGGUGCUGUGGUUGGUCAACAAAUUGUUCGUGUUUCCUGGGGUAGGAGUCCGACAGCUAAGCAGGAUGCUGGUCUAUGGGGUCAACCUGCUGAUCUGAGUCAAUGGAGUGCUUAUUAUGGCUAUGGACCAGGUUAUGAUGCCUAUGCUUAUGGCGCCACCCAGGAUCCUUCACUAUAUGCAUAUGGUGCAUAUGCCGGUUAUGCUCAAUACCCUCAACAGGCUGAAGGUGCUCAGGAUUUGGCUGCCAUGACUGGUGUUCCUCCAGUUAGUGAACAACGAGAAGAGCAGCAUGAUCCUUUGGCUGUGCCAGACGUUGACCGGCUAAAUAAUGCUUACCUUGCUGUCCAUGCAAGCACAAUCUUAGGACGGCCAUUGUGGCAGAGGACAUCAUCGUUUUCACAAGCAUAGAUUUCACAGUAACAGAGAUACAGUACCUGUUUGAAAUGAGUUCUUUUAUGUAGCAUCCUUAAUGCUACUUUCUGAAAUCUCCCGCCAAAAUUUUCCUUUUUGAUCUUUUUUUUUCCCUGUGUAAUUAUAGCCUUAGUUCUCUCAGGGUGUUGGGUGUCUUUCAGUUAUUACUAGCGAUACAUUUUGUAUGUUCUCAGGCUACCUUGCCUUUAGUUUGUCUGAAAAACCCAAAGAUAACCAUCUAUAUUUGUAUGCUUGUGGAUGACUAAGUGACAUAGAGGAUUUGCGGUGGAAGAGUUAUUUUCAAUAUUGGGAUUAAAACA
Capsicum annuum is the source of this 1730-nucleotide messenger RNA. Its product is annotated as polyadenylate-binding protein RBP47B'. Gene Ontology annotation, cellular component: cytosol. Lineage: Eukaryota; Viridiplantae; Streptophyta; Magnoliopsida; Solanales; Solanaceae. The transcript is spliced from 8 exons. Gene Ontology annotation, molecular function: mRNA binding. The record is from RefSeq and is a predicted model, not a curated record. Bases 148 to 1407 code for a protein of 419 amino acids.